Messenger RNA from Paramecium sonneborni, 1796 nucleotides. Lineage: Eukaryota; Ciliophora; Oligohymenophorea; Peniculida; Parameciidae. The record is from the annotation of a GenBank genome assembly.
AUGUUUAAUAAAUACUCUUUAACUUUUAAAUCAGCAAAUUUAGAAUAAGAAUACAGAGAAAGUUAAAUACCGGUAGUGAAAAAAGAAUAUACAGCAUUUUCUUUAUAAGCAUGCGUAUUUUUAAAAGAAAAUAUAAUAGUUAUACAUGAUAUUUUAUUCCAUUUAUUACUUUAGAAGUCAGCCUUAUUUUAUAGCUAUAUUGCUUAGUUGUUGUUUUAUAGUUAUUUUUAUUAUCUUCUCAAAAUUUUUAGUAGAUAAAUACCCUAGUGCAAUUAAUAUAAUUUUACCUAUUCUAUAAAUAAUUAUGGCUUUGAUUUAAAGUGUUGAUUAUAUAUUUAGAGAAAACAAUCCAGAUAAUUCUUAUAAUUCAAGCAAUGAUUGGUAUUAUGGAUUUUGUGCUUGUUAUUUUCAUAUAGGUAAAUUUAUCAUUUAAAAUAGCUAUUUUUAUUCAAGGAUAUGUAUUAUGGUCACAAACAUUUAUUGUAAUAGGCUUAUUGCUUUCAUAUAUAUUUUGGGCUUAUAAUUCUUCUUAUAUAUAUGUUAGUCUAUUAUUAUGUUUUAUUUCUGUAAUUGUAGGAAUGAUUGCAAUUAAAUACAGUAUAGAAAAUAAUAAAAGGCAAUAGUUUCUACAUAAUCGAGAGAGAAAAAAAUGGUUUGCGGUAAAUUCAUAAAAUAUAUUUUUAGAUAAUUGAUACAGUCUUAGAAUCAUCAAUUUUAGUUAUUAAAUUGGAUAAACAAUAAGAUUAGUUAAGAAUACAUUAAAUGAACAAUAUUACUAAAGAAAUUUUAUAAAUCCAUAAUGAUAAUGAUUUAAGGACAACUUUAAGAAAUGUAAACUAUUUUUAUGACUUAUAAAGCUUACAUAUACAAGAGGAUCAAAACUUUCUGGCUAAGAUAAUAAAUGUACACUUGAAAAACACAUUAGAAUGAUGUUACAAAGUAAUUCGGCAUCUGGUUCUGUAUUCGAAUUCAGAAAAAGAGGUUCAUAAGAUAAAUUAAUUAAUUCAUUAAUUUGCUAAUCUAAUAUACUUGAAAAUUAAUUUAAAGUUUAAAUUGUAAAUUAUUGGACUGAUGAAUAAUAAAUGGUCAUAAUGGCUUCUGAAUGUUUAAAUAAUUAUUCCUAAAAUCAUGAUAAAUUAGAGUUGAAUUUAAAAAACAGGCUCUUAACUUCUAUUGCCCAACAUUGUUUAAAUGUUUAUUUUAAACAAAAAGAUGACAGAUUUUCUUAAUUAUAAUGCAUGAAUUACUUUGUAUCUCUAAACAUCCUAUAGAAUCCUCAUAUUUUAAAUGGGGUUCAAGCUAAAAAAUAUAAUUCAAAUCAGGUUAUAAAAUUAUUAUAAUCUGUCUUUGGAAAUCAAAUAACAAUUAUUAAUAAAUUAAAAUUAGAAAAUUUACAUUUAGAUUUAAAUUCAGUUUUGCUGAUAUUCAUUUCAUUAUUUUAAUUUAGAGAUAAAAAUGAAGGCGUUAUUAAGAUAUCAUCUAAAAUUAAUGAAAAGAAUAUUGAAUCUUUACAUUUUACUUUGAUUUAAUCUACAAAACAAAUGAUUCCCUAAAUUAGAGUUUACUUUACAAAACCUCUAAAUUAUUUUGAUAAAUAAGACAAAUUUGCUAAUAUAUCACAUCUUCAAGCAAAUUUAUUACAUUUAGAUAAGAAGUUGAAUUAUUAAGAUCCAUUAAAAACUACAACUUUAAUCAUUAUGAAAUUUUUACUUUUGCAUUUCGGUUGUAAUUCAUAAAUUAAAACUAAAUAAAAAAAUAACUUAACUUAUUUUAAAUUUUCUUUGCUUAAUUAAUGA